UCCAUGGUAGCCGCGACAUAAGCCGCGAGUUAGUGCUGGCCGCCGUCGUCGAGGAGCUGCACCAGCUCCUACCUCAUAGAAAAUAACUAGAUAUAUGAUGUAACGCAAGGUUAGACUGGACGCUCGGAUCACAUUUACUUUUCGAUUCUAGCGAAGGCAGUUUUGUUUGGCAUUUCUGGCCGGUGGCUCGCGUCGGGAGCGACAAGAAAAAAUAACACCGGGAAACAUGGCAGACGCAAUUCCAGAGUCCCCGAAUCGCGUCGAGUUUAUUUCCGGGAUUGACAGCAGUGCAGUUUAAUGUGUGGGUGAACCUUAAAUAAGUUUCGUGCUAGUUUACCGCGUUCAAAGUACAUUUUUUUAUUGCCACUUCCUCCGCGGUUUACUUCCAAGUUACUUUACGAUUUUUUUCUCUCGAAUUUCAGUUCGAAACAAGCAAGGUUACGAAUUUUUCUUUAAAGUGCAGCAAUAUGUCUGUGGCAAAAAUAUGAUUUUAUAAAGAAACUUUCCUCUAUGAAAAUGGCACUAUGCAAGUGAUACAAACGAGAUAAAAACAUAAGUUGCGAGUGUUAAACAAUCGAGUCCCGUCAUGAGGAACCAUCUGACACCUUCGCCCGCACCCCCAGGUGCCAGCGUCUACCACCAGCGGUAUCUACCUUCCAGUAGCAGCGGUAGCAGGCAUGCCAGUCCAGCAAGAUCAGGACACACUGUCACCACCGUUAGCGAUGUCUGCGACAGGACUAUGGUUAGGGUUAAACGGUCUGGAAUACAGCAGGAGCGCAUCAGGGUCGUUUGUACCACCAGACGGCAGCAUAUUAGCAGGCUAGUGACCGUGUCAGAUGUCUGCCACUCUCUACCACCCUUCAGGAAGCACGUGACUGUUAUCAGUUUCCCACCGAAAAUGGAGCGGUCGCAGAUCGCAAAUACCCUCGGCUCUUCGGACCAUAUCCAAGAACAGACGUACAUCCAGGCGCCAAAUUUCGUCCAAACUCAAAAUUACACAACUCCAGCUGUCAGCCCCGUCUAUUGUCGACCCUCUCCUAACAACCCCGGCUAUGUGUCUGUAGUGCAGCCCCUUCAUAAAAAGGGAUCCUUAAGGAACGGCGAUGUUCUGAAGCGUUCGAGGGUUCAAACGACGUACGAGCUGUCACAGGAUAUUUUAGAUAAGCAAAUAGAAGUACUUGAGAGGAAAUACGGCGGAGUAAAAGCUCGCAAUGCAGCUCUUACAAUACAGAGGGCUUUCCGAAGGUACACGCUGCUUAAAAAAUUCGCCGCUAUCACUGCAAUGGCUAAAGCAGAAAAAAGGAUCAGCAGAAGGCUUCCUCCGGCCACCGAGGAAGCAAAAGGUCCGCUGGAGGCCGAACAGCCGUGCGGCGAGUACAUGCGGCAAAGUUUUGAAGGCCACGAUUGCAAUAACGUCCGAAUUCUUCCAGUAAGGUCCAUGUCGUUACGGGAAAGGAGGAACAUCGAUAGCAUGUCGAUUCCUCGGAGCCAGUCGGGGACUCCAACUGGCUGCUGGGAGAAUUAUUCUUCGUCUUCCUCCCUCCAACACUAUUAUUCCCCUGCCGAAACCAAAUCCGAUUCCCUCGGGACCCCGGUCACCACCAACCCCAGUUCUUGCAGCACGUCAACCACCGGUUCCAAUGGUUAUAUGCGCACACGAAGUAGUUUAAGCAAUAGGAAAGUACCUCCAGAAGUUCCCAAGAGAACGUCCAGUAUUACUUCCAGGUCCAUGGAACCGGGUAGGCACAAAUCAAACGGAUUAUCCAAAACGGCAGAGAACGGAUCCUUGUCCAGCGUCCAGAGCUCUGGCAGUGACAGCAGCAUCUCAACAGAAAGAAUCCAAUGCGAAUUUUCCGGGUCUCCAAUCUGGAAACGGAAAGGAAACAAUAUGUCGGAGUAUGCUGAACCCACCUUGGAGACUAGCUUAGGAAAUUUAUCAAAUGCCAGCUCUUCAACCUACACGCUGGUAGAGAGGUCGUCGGACCAGCAAGGGGCUCAACAGAGCUACAAAAUAUCAGAAACGAUCCGGAAACGGCAGUACAGAGUGGGACUGAAUCUUUUCAACAAGAAACCCGAAAAAGGAAUCACUUACCUAAUUCGUAGGGGCUUCCUAGAAAAUUCCCCUCAGGGCGUCGCGAGGUUUCUCAUUACUCGGAAAGGCUUGAGCAAACAAAUGAUAGGAGAGUACUUGGGCAACUUGCAAAAUCCUUUCUGCAUGGCUGUUCUUGAGUGUUUCGCAGCUGAGUUGGAUUUGUCCGGCAUGCAAGUCGAUGUGGCUUUAAGAAAAUUCCAGCAACAUUUCCGUAUGCCUGGAGAGGCACAAAAAAUCGAAAGACUCAUGGAGGUAUUUUCGCAACGGUACUGCCAAUGUAACAUCGAUAUUGUAGCAAGGCUCCGUUCUCCAGAUACAAUAUUCGUCUUGGCGUUUGCAAUAAUAAUGUUGAACACCGAUCUGCACACCCCAAACAUUAAAUCCGAAAGAAGAAUGAAGUUAGAAGACUUCAUCAAGAACCUGAGGGGCAUCGACGAUUGUGGUGAUAUAGACAGCGACAUGCUGACUGGAGUCUACGAAAGAGUCAAAGCCAACGAAUUUAAGCCUGGGUCGGACCACGUCACGCAGGUGCUCAAAGUUCAAGCCACCAUAGUUGGAAAGAAGCCCAACAUGGCACUACCUCACCGCAGAUUAGUUUGCUACUGCAGGCUGUACGAGAUUCCCGAUAUUUAUAAGAAAGAAAGACCAGGCGUUCACCAAAGAGAAGUGUUCUUAUUCAACGAUCUUCUAGUCAUAACGAAGAUCCUAAGCAAAAAGAAAUCUUCAGUCACUUAUACCUUCAGGAACAGUUACCCUUUGUGCGGAAUGGUCGUCACCCUAUUCGAAGUUCCACAUUAUCCCUAUGGUAUUAAACUUAGUCAGCGAGUUGAUCAAAAGGUUUUAGUCACUUUUAAUGCUAGAAACGAGCACGAUAGAUGCAAGUUCGCGGAAGACUUGAAAGAAGCCGUUAGUGAAAUGGACGAAAUGGAGAAUUUGAGGAUCGAAGCGGAAUUAGAACGACAAAAGUCCAACAGAGGAAACCGAUCUGGAACAGAAAAUAGAGAUAGUGGUGUUGCAGAUGUAGAAGUGUGCCCUUGCCAGUGUCCCUGCUCGCAGAAUCCAGCCAUGGGCCCAGCGGACAGUUGUACUGAUGACAACCAAAUAAAAAGAUCAGCUCUGAGUAAUUCCUUGUUGGACAUCCACGAACAAUUUGCAGGAGAUAAAGCCCAAAGACGCGGAAGUGUUGGAUCCUUGGACAGCGGAAUGUCAGUUUCUUUCCAGUCAACGUCUGCUAGCAGUUGUUCAAGGUCGGACAAAUUAGCAGGAAAACAGACUAAAGCGAAUAUGCACCAUCAUCAGGGCUUUUUAGGCGGCCUGUUUAAUAAGCGCCAAACGGGCGGUGUUGUACCUAAGUCAACUGAAGUAUAAAUCAAAAACCGAUUGAUUUCAACUGCAGUGUUAAAAAGGUACCGUAUGGCCAUGGAUAAAUAUAAAAAUAUAUGUACAACAGGGUUGGCACAUUUCUUUAUUUCAAUCUGUUUUUUUUUGUUUUUUUUUUAAUUAUAAUAAAAUGGGAGAAGAUAUACCUGCUGAAUCGUUAAGCAGUAGGCAAAAUUGGUCUCCGUUGGAUUAACAACGCAGCGGAGUUUACAAAAAAUAACUAUUUUAUUUUCUAGAUUUUUUUUACAGUACAAGUGGCGAAUUAUCCAGAGAAUUUUUUUGAAGAAAUUUCAAUAUUUUUAUCAACAGUUCAUGUGUAAUAAUUUUAGAACAGUGUUGGCGAAAUCAAGUGUUUUGAAAUUACAUAAAACUGAACUGUUUUUUUUUUGGUUUAUUGUUUUUCCACUCACAUGCGCUCCAGGGUUCCUAUUCUUGACAUCAUUCGCAACUUUGCUUAUACUCAUUACACGUAUUGUUAUACAGCUUUCUGGGAGAUGCGAGUGGUUAAGAAUAAA
Messenger RNA from Sitophilus oryzae (rice weevil), 3987 nucleotides. It is a transcript of the gene siz, whose product is annotated as IQ motif and SEC7 domain-containing protein 1. NCBI's taxonomy places the organism in Eukaryota, Metazoa, Arthropoda, Insecta, Coleoptera, Curculionidae. The transcript is spliced from 8 exons. Gene Ontology annotation, molecular function: guanyl-nucleotide exchange factor activity. Bases 587 to 3460 code for a protein of 957 amino acids. Gene Ontology annotation, biological process: actin cytoskeleton organization; regulation of ARF protein signal transduction. The record is from RefSeq and is a predicted model, not a curated record.